This is a messenger RNA of Trifolium pratense (red clover), 2062 nucleotides long. RefSeq lists its product as uncharacterized. The transcript is spliced from 15 exons. The coding region runs from base 581 to 1774 and encodes 397 amino acids. Lineage: Eukaryota; Viridiplantae; Streptophyta; Magnoliopsida; Fabales; Fabaceae. The record is from RefSeq and is a predicted model, not a curated record.
AUAGAACGAAAGGGUAGCCGUCGGUGAGAUACUUGAUUGAGAAAUUAAAUUGAAAAAUCACCUAAAUUCUUUCAUCUAUUCUCACCUAAAUUCCAUCCAUCAAAACUAUAUUUACCUAAAUUCCUUCAUUUACAAUUAUCUCUUCACAUUAACAUUUAUCAGAAAAAGACUUUACAACUAAAUUUAAUUCCAUUUUUUAAAUUGAAAUUUCUGCAUCCAUAAUUCUCACUUUAUUAUUUCACAUAAGAACACAAAAGAAGAGAACGUUGCUCCAAAAUUAGUAUAUAACCGUCUUUACCAGUGUUCAAAACCCAAACCCAAACCCAAACACAGAAAAGAUUCCACAGAAUAAUCGCUUAUUCGUUACUUUUCACGUUUGUUCUACUUCUCGUAAAACUCGAUCAUCACUAACACUAUCAUCACUGAACUCAGAUUUCAUUCUUAGCAACAACUGAAGUGUUGUAUUUUUGCCAGAUCUUGCGGCGUUCAAUUAGGGCUUUUCAAGGGCUUUGUUUUCUUAUAUGAAGAAUAGCUCCUCUGUAUAGUUUUAUGAUCAUACAAUCAGAAAAGUUUGGACAUAAUGGGGACCAGUACUCGCAGUUCCACCAAUAGAAAACCAAGUGAAGGUAUGAGGCUGGUUCUGACAACUUUUGUGGGAAUAGUUUUUGGCUUCUUUAUAGGGAUUUCAUAUCCAACAUUAAAUACAAAGUUGAAUAUCUCAUCCAACCUGCUUCCCUCCAUUGAUGUGUCUUCAAUUGAAGUCGAAUAUGAAAGUGGCAAUGCUCAGUCUUUUAUGAAGAAUGAUAGCAGCGACUCAUCAAAAUAUCGGUUAUUAAAUGACACAUUGAAGAUUUGGAUUCCAUCAAAUCCAAGAGGUGCAGAAAGAUUACCUCCUGCGAUAAUUGAAGCUGAGUCAGACUUUUAUUUGCGUAGAUUGUGGGGUCAGCCUAGCGAGGAUUUAACGUCAAAGCCGAACUACCUUGUGACCUUCACUGUCGGUCAUGAUCAGAAACAUAAUAUUGAUGCAGCUGUGAAAAAGUUUUCAGGGAAUUUCACAAUUCUUCUGUUUCAUUAUGAUGGCCGAACAACUGAGUGGGAUGAGUUUGAAUGGUCGAAGCAGGCUAUUCAUGUGAGUGUUCAUAAACAGACAAAAUGGUGGUAUGCUAAAAGGUUUCUGCAUCCUGACAUUGUGGCACCUUAUGACUAUAUUUUUAUAUGGGAUGAAGAUCUGGGUGUUGAGCAUUUUAAUGCAGAGGAAUACUUAAGACUGGUGAGGAAGCAUGGCUUGGAGAUUUCACAGCCUGGUUUGGAGCCUAACAAUGGGCUGACUUGGCAAAUGACAAAGAGAAGAGGUGAUCGCGAAGUUCAUAAAGAAACAGAGGAGAAACCAGGAUGGUGCAGUGACCCUCAUCUGCCUCCUUGUGCAGCGUUUGUUGAGAUCAUGGCUCCAGUGUUUUCACGCGAUGCAUGGCGCUGUGUGUGGCAUAUGAUUCAGAAUGACUUGGUCCAUGGGUGGGGUCUUGACUUUGCUCUUAGAAAAUGUGUUGAGCCGGCCCAUGAGAAGAUAGGAGUUGUUGAUUCUCAGUGGAUUAUUCACCAAAGUAUUCCCUCACUAGGGAAUCAGGGAGAAUCCAAAUCCGGGGAAGCGCCAUGGCAGGGGGUGAGGGAGAGGUGUAGAAAGGAGUGGACAAUGUUCCAGAGUCGGGUGGCAAGUGCAGAAAACGCAUAUUACAAGGCCGUGGGAAUUGAUUUGUUUAAUUCAACUAAUCCUUAGGAGACAACAACAAACGAUGACUUGUACACAACCAUCGCGGCAUUGUCUUCCAAAUUUUACUAGCGAAAUAUAGAUGUUUUCUCACACUCCUUUCAGAGAGAAUUGUUUUUUUGGUUAGUCAUAGUAGCUAAGGACAAAAUAACUCCAUGUAGUAGAAUUCCAGAGCUGAAAGUAGAAAAUUAAAAUGUAGGUAAACGUGUAGUAUUUGAUUGUAAUGUUCUUUUAUGACCUAUGUAAUGCCUGGUAAUACUCAAAUUGGACACGACAAUGAAGAAGCACUUUACUGUA